UUGACACCCACUUGACACCUGUCAAAAAAACUGCUGUGUGCGCUAGCGGCAUUCGGCGAAUUCCUUAAAAAUUGUUUUACGCGAGAUUACAUCAGAAUUUAAUAAUUUUACAUUGAAAGAAAUAAGGACAAAUCAUGUCGGAUUUAUUGCACAUCGACGGAAGUGUGCUAGAAGGGGGCGGACAAAUUCUGCGGAUAUCUAUAUCGUUGAGCGCCAUUCUGGGUGUUCCUGUGCAUGUCACAAACAUAAGGAGUGGUCGGUCUAAACCUGGACUCGCAGCACAGCACUUAAAAGGCAUACAGUUAGUGGCAGAUAUAUGCCAGGCGAAGUUGAAAGGUGCUCACUUGGGCUCAACUGAAAUAGAAUUCCGGCCUGGCAAGAUCAGGGGAGGACACUAUGUGGCUGACACACAGACCGCUGGUUCAAUCAGCCUGCUACUCCAAGUGGCGCUGCCAUGUGCGUUAGUAGCCGACGGCCCAGUGACCCUGGACCUCAAGGGUGGCACAAACGCCGACAUGGCACCCCAAAUCGACUAUAUGACUGAGGUAUUCCGACACGCACUGAGGAAGUUUGGUGGUGAUUUCAAUCUCACUAUACACAGGAGAGGGUAUUACCCUCGAGGCGGUGGUCACGUGACUGUCGAGAUAUCUCCUGUGAAGCAGUUCACCAGCGCCACAAUCACUGAGCGAGGAACCAUCACGAGCAUCUACGGAUGGAGCUUCGUAGCUGGCACGCUGCCUAUAAAGUUGUCAUACGCGAUGAGCGACGGCGCGCGGCAGCAGUUGCGCACGGUGUACAACAACGUGCAAAUCGAGUGCUACAAGGAGGAGCGCAGCCUCGCGCCCGACAGCUGCAACGGGAUUAUCUUGGUUGCCGAGCUAUCAUCUGGUUGUAUGCUGGGCAGUGACGGACUCGGGCGGCGGGGGGUCGACCCUCAUGACGUUGGUAACAAGGCGGGUCAGGAACUACGAUACGCGCUGGAGAGCGGCGCCUGUGUUGAUAAUCACGCGCAGGAUCAAGUGAUACUCUACAUGGCAUUGGCUGAAGGCAGAUCGACGGUCAGGACAGGAGAUAUCACACUACACACCAAGACAGCCAUGCAUAUCGUCGAGCUUAUUGCGAAGAUAAAAUUCAAUGUGGUGCCAGACGGAAGCCAGAAUCUCAUCGAGUGUGUCGGUUUAGGUAUUGUUAAUAACAUACCUACUUAAUUCUCAUAACAUAUAUAUAACUAGCAUACAAAAAAGAUAGCCUCUGUAUCAAAUGACGGCUUGUAUGUUACAAUUUAAUUAAUAGUAUAAUACUAUAUGUAAUAUAUGCAAAUAUAUGUAUAUGAAAAACAAUCUUAACAAGUUCCUGAUUCUCAUAUCCGAGUUUGCAUAGAGGUCGUUCAUGCUCCAACUGUGCCAAAUUACAGUUGGGUAAGACCCCCCGUGACAGGGUCCUUAAUACGUAAUUUAAAAUUUACUUUAUAGUAAUAAUAGUGUAUAGGAAAUUGUUUUCAAUAUUAUAUUUCUAAUUAAAUAAUUGCAUAAUACUUUAUUUAUUGUACCAAAAAUAGCUUUAACAAUAAUUUAUUAAACACAAAGUGUGGAAAUUGUAGUUAAAACAAGAGAUAGAGAAAUGGAUGAUUAUGUUUAUAAUUAAAUUAGCAUCGUCCUAAAGGGUUUUUUUUGGGAAUUUAAAUCGUUACUAAUGUAUUUAUUUACAUCUUCUCAAUGUGCAGAGAUAAUCUCUGUAACGAUUUGUUAUUGCAUUUAUAAAUUAUGAGUUUAUAAAAAUGAAUUUGUACAAUAAAAUAACUGACAAAAUAGUUUAUAAGGUUUCAUGUUUUUUUUUUAUUGUAUGCAUGCACUUUUUCGAUUGUUUUUUUUUUAACAUAUAUUUGGUAAAAAGAUUAAUGAAUUAUGUCUACACCUUUAAAUAAUAUAACUAUUAAAAAGUUCCUUCAUACAAAUCAAGUAAUAUGAUUAAUUUUUGUAUUGAUUUCCAUGACAGGACGCGAAUAGUAUACAAACAGCUGUACAUUUACGGGCGGUUUUAUGUACUUACUAACAUUUAACUGGAAUUUACUAUCGCACACGGCAGUAAAAGUUACACUAACUAUUACUGCUGUUUCUCACUCGCCGAAGCGUUUUAUUUCUGCAUUGAGCACUAGUAAUGAUAUGUUUUAAAAAGAUAUUGAGUGCUUUUCAGUUCUCAACUAUAAUUCUUUCUUAUAUUACAUUUAAAAUUACAAAUUAUAACAAUGAUUAAAAGCUCUGUUUGAUAUUUAGCAAAAACGAAACGCACAUAUGACAGUAAUCACAUUCGACCCUCUUAGAUAGCUAAACUUCACGGAUAAGGUAUUUGUUUUAGCUAGAAACGCAAAUAACCACCAUAAGUAAGCAUUUUAACUGUUUGUAAUCUGACAAUAAGAUAUUAAGACAGGCUUUUAGAGACGUCACUUAAUUUGUAUAAUUUAGUUAUCAUUAGACAGAUUUUGUUAUUCGGUAAUUUCACAUAGAGUGAAUUAGCGUCUAAUAUUUUUUACUAAAUACAGGAAUUAUGUAAUAAAAGUUAGUUAUUGCAAAAAAAUUUAUUCACUAGAAAAAUAAUCAAAUAAAAUCGCUAAUGAUCAUUCAAAUUAAGUGACGUCUUUGAGUGGGAGAAAUUAGCCAAAUGUUUAUAAUCUAGAACUGAACUACAUUUUCCCUAACCUUUACUUCCAUUGCUAGAAAGUUUUUAUUAUAUUCUUCCCGAAUUAAAAGGCCAUAGAAUACGCUUAUUGUGAUCACAAUAAUUUAUGUACUUACAUAAUAUAUGUUCACUGUAUACGUUUUUAUAACAAUUAAAGUUAUUUAAUUAAAUGAAUAAAUACUGGUGAUUUAUUGACA
This is a messenger RNA of Manduca sexta (tobacco hornworm), 2873 nucleotides long. RefSeq names its product RNA 3'-terminal phosphate cyclase (gene Rtca). The record is from RefSeq and is a predicted model, not a curated record. The transcript has 9 exons. Gene Ontology annotation, molecular function: RNA-3'-phosphate cyclase activity. Gene Ontology annotation, biological process: RNA processing. Gene Ontology annotation, cellular component: nucleus. NCBI's taxonomy places the organism in Eukaryota, Metazoa, Arthropoda, Insecta, Lepidoptera, Sphingidae. Bases 135 to 1208 code for a protein of 357 amino acids.